Messenger RNA from Racocetra persica, 618 nucleotides. The record is from the annotation of a GenBank genome assembly. Lineage: Eukaryota; Fungi; Glomeromycota; Glomeromycetes; Diversisporales; Gigasporaceae.
GGGGAAGCUAUUACUCACGAACUACAAGCUGAAGAUCGACCAAGCAUUGAUCAAGAUUUAGAUGACGAAGAAAUUGCGACACAAGGAUCUACUUAUCAUUCAAAAGUUGAUCCGACUGUCUACAUAGCGUGGCGGGUUACAGAAUCCGGUCGCGUGUUAGAGCUAAGACGAUUUUUAAUACAUUCUCAAGAGGAUACUGGUGAAGCCGUUGAUCAGCCUGGUGAAGCAACCCGAGCUGUUCGUUUCAAGUUUUCAUCCAGCAUCUUACCAUACGUCACAUUUUUCACCGAUCCUAUAACGCACUUACCAGCAACUUAUUAUAGUCGUUUUGAAGUAACAUUAUUACAAGAAUUGACUCCUUCUCUGAUACAUGCUGUUGACUACGAAAACAUUGUAAUCGGUUGCACAGACGGGACGAUUUUGUACCUGCAACACCAACCGAUUCCACAUUCUUUUGGAGUUCCAGAAAGGAUUAACGAGGAUAAUUUUACCCAAGUUGUUCUUGGGAAAAAUCUAUUUGGGAAGAUGAUGAAAUUAGUAUUUCCUCGCCAAGAAAUUCCAAUAAUUGAUACCGAAGAAGAUGGUUCCCAAGAGCAACCGAUUGCAUUUGCUUCAUAC